Patiria miniata (bat star) is the source of this 4373-nucleotide messenger RNA. RefSeq names its product retinal-specific phospholipid-transporting ATPase ABCA4-like. Gene Ontology annotation, biological process: lipid transport; transmembrane transport. Gene Ontology annotation, molecular function: lipid carrier activity; ATP binding; ATP hydrolysis activity. Gene Ontology annotation, cellular component: membrane; intracellular membrane-bounded organelle. NCBI's taxonomy places the organism in Eukaryota, Metazoa, Echinodermata, Asteroidea, Valvatida, Asterinidae. The transcript is spliced from 25 exons. Bases 1 to 4356 code for a protein of 1451 amino acids. The record is from RefSeq and is a predicted model, not a curated record.
AUGGUACCGGGUUUAAAGGUCUUGAGCCUCGAGCAAAACACGUCCAGCUGCGAGCCGCCAGAAUCGCGACUGACAUUGAGUCAGUCGCCCUCUACGUUCACAGCGGUGCAAAUAGCAUAUUGCAGGAUGAAAGUCGCCCUUGAGCCAGACGAUGAUGAGUUGCUCCCCAAGAAAUCCAAGCCCCCAAUUGACAUUGCAGACUGCGGCUCUUGUCAGGAGGGAACUGUGACCAGCUUCAUCCAGAGCUACCUCCCCUCAGCGACCCUCUGUGAGAACCUGGGCACCGAGCUGUCCUACAUGCUCCCCUCGGCAGCCACCCAGGAAGGCUCCCUGGAGUUCCUCUUCAAGGAACUGGAGACGUUUAAAGAUCAGCUCUACAUCACCAACUUUGGCAUCUCGGACACCUCCUUGGAAGAGGUAUUCCUGUCAGUCACCGAUGACGUAGGAGUCUUUAACCAAGGCGAAACCAGCCAGGGAACGGACAACGGAGCCCUGCCUCGCCCAUUCAUGGGGCGGGGCAGCCUGAAGAGGCGGAGCUACCAACUCCCAGCCCAGAGCUCCAGCAUCAAGGAACGACGCAGGCGCAGUAUGAAAGUGCGGCACAAGAGCAUGUCGUCUGCUAACGGACAGGCACUUGUGAGCGACGAUGAAGUGGACAUGGAGCAUCAAGCAGCUCAGGAACCUGCAGCCGACGCACAGAGCCUCCACAGCAUCAACCUGGAGGAAGCCGAGAAUCCUGAGGAUACCGACAGCCCUAGCGAGGAGGCAAGCCAAGGAGGUAACCGUCGGCAGAGGAGCUACAAGUCCGGCAGCCAGAAGCUGAAUCGGCAGUCCAGCCGGCAAACCAGCCGGCCCAAGAUGCAUCGGCAGAUCAGCAGGCAUAUGAGCCGUAAGCUGAAUCGCCAGGCCAGCCGCCAGGCUAUGGAGACACAAAAGAAAGACGUAUCGGUGGCUAACGUGCGCAUGCCAGAUGCCGAAAGCAAUGAGCCGUGUGCCAGGAACCUGACCGGUCGCGAGGUUCACGGCAUCAGCCUCAUCUGCAGACAGUUCUGGGCGCUCAUGGUCAAGAGAUUCCAUCACUUCAGACGCAGCAAGAAAGGCUUCUUUGCCCAGGUUAUCCUCCCCGUAGUCUUUGUCUGUCUUGCCAUGGUCUUCACCGUCGUGCUACCAGUGCCGACGGAGGGAGAGAAACUUCCCCUGGUCCCCUGGCUGACCGGUACCCCAAACUACAUCUUCUACAGUAACGACGACCCCGACAGUGCUCUAGCGGCAGGAAUGGAGGCAACCAUAGCUGAGGACCAGCCCGGCAUAGGCACCAGGUGUAUGGCGGACAACCCGUUUGUGAACAGGGAUUUCCUUUGUAAACCGGGCAAAUCAACCGAUUGGUACGUCACGUCCCACAUGGACCCAGCGCUCUAUGACCAAUUUUUGAAGGGGGAGCUGGAAUGUGACUGCAGCGGCAGUGGCUUUGAGACCUGUGACAAGGGGGCCGAGGGUCCAGCCCCUCCAGAGAGGGUUGUCCCGACCACAGACUUCUUACAGAAUCAUACCAAUAUGAACAUCAGUUGGUACCUGAAGACAACCACACUAGAAUACGUCUGGAAAAGGUUUGGUGGUGUGAGUUUCCUAGAGACGGACGAAAUGGCUCCGCUGACCUUGAACAUCAGCGAAGAAAUCUUGACUGACUGGAGCAACAACUGGGAUAACCCCUUUGGUGGCGCUGGAGGAGUGACGGCCAUGGAAGCCAGGGAGGACAUUCCGCCAGAUGCUGGGGAUUUGCUGCCAUCAGAUGGCACACUAAGGGAGUUCUAUGCUGUGCUGCUGUCACUAGCACGCUUCAAGAACGUUAAGGUCUGGUGGGACAACACAGGUUUCCAUGCUCUGCCAGCCUACAUCAACGUGGCUAGUAACAUGCAAUUCAGAGGUAACAUUGAGGAAUCGCAGCGAGACCAGUACGGCAUCACAGCUUACAACCAUCCCAUCAAUAUGACUGGUGACCAGAUCACGGAGCGAGUUAUGAAGCAAACACCGAUCAUCAUGGGCACAGCCAUAUUUGUGGUCUUCGCAUUGGCCUUUGUGCCAGCCAGCUUCGUAGUCUUUCUGAUCACCGAGCGCGAAUCCAAGUCCAAGCAUCUGCAAAUAGUCAGCGGUAUCAGUCCUACCACCUACUGGGUGUCAACACUCAUCUGGGACUUGGCCAAUUAUCUGAUACCAGCUGUGCUGACCGUUGUGAUAUUCAUCGCAUUUCAGCAGCAAGCCUUUAUAAGUAGCGAUAAUAUAACCACUACUAUCCUACUCCUGCUCAUGUAUGGCUGGGCAGUGACCCCGAUGACCUAUCCUGCCUCCUUCGUCUUCUCCACGCCCAGCACUGCCUAUCUGACAGUAGCCUGUGGUAUCAUGCUGAUAGGGAUCCUGACGAUCAUGACCACAUUUAUCUUGGAGUUCUUGGGCGGCGGUGACGAGAGUGUGACAGCUGUCAAUGACGCCAUGAUGAAACUGUUCCUGAUUUUUCCGCCGUUUUGCCUCGGCAGAGGAUUGGUGGACAUGGCCCUCAACUCACUCACCAACGAACUGUAUGCUGAAAUCGGACUUACACCUGAGCCAUACAAUCCAUUAGAAUGGGACAACGUCGGCCAGAACAUCUUCUCCUUGGGCAUCAUCGGAAUCGGCUUCUUUGCUCUGACACUGCUGAUUGAAAACGAGUUCUUCUUCAAGCCAAGACACAUUGAAUCCGAGAAUAUUCCACUAGCCCUUGAAGAUGACGACGUAGUGCGUGAGAGACAGCGUGUGCUGUCUGGAGGCGCCGACGAUGACAUCGUCCGAGUGGAGAAUCUUACCAAGGAUUACAACACAAGCAAUGGAGUCUUCACUGCUGUCAAUAGGAUAUGUGUUGGCAUUCCAUACGGAGAGUGUUUUGGACUUCUUGGAGUGAACGGCGCAGGGAAGACCACCACCUUCAAGAUGUUAACGGGAGACACACAAGUCACGUCGGGCUCGGCCUACGUCAAGGGCUACAGCAUCCUGAAGGACAUGAGGAAAGUGCGACACAACAUCGGCUACUGCCCGCAGUUUGACGCCCUGAAUGAGCUGCUGACGGCCGAGGAGCAUCUGGCCUUCUACGCCAGACUCAGAGGGAUUCCCGAAGCUGAUAUUAACAAGGUUGUACAGUGGGGCAUCAAGAAGUUGGGCCUGUCCAUGUAUGCUAAGCGCGUCGCAGGCACCUACAGCGGAGGCAACAAGAGGAAGUUAUCCACAGCUAUAGCCCUCAUAGGAGACCCAGAACUUAUAUUCCUGGAUGAGCCUACUGCAGGGAUGGACCCCAAAGCUCGUCGCUUUCUCUGGAAUCGCAUCACCAGUAUCAUCAAGGAAGGCCGCUCAGUCAUACUCACUUCCCACAGUAUGGAGGAAUGCGAGGCCUUGUGUACCCGCGUCGCCAUCAUGGUUAACGGACGAUACAAGUGCAUCGGCAGCACACAACAUCUCAAAUCAAAGUUUGGUGACGGCUACACCAUAUCCAUCCGAGUGGGCGGGGAUCCGCCCAUCAUGGAACCCCUGAUGCUGUUUGUGGCCGAGACGUUCCCGUACACCAUACUCCGAGAACGCCACUUCAACAUGCUGGAGUACCAGAUGCCGUCCGCCAGCGCGUCCCUGGCCAAGCUCUUCGGUGCGUUUGAUGCCAACAAGCAGAGAUUCUGCAUCGAGGAUUACUCUGUCAGCCAGACAACAUUGGACCAGGUGUUCAUCAACUUUGCCAAGGAGCAGACAGCAGGAUUGGAUGACCAUGAGGAGCAGGCAGACGGCAUGGAGGUAACAGUCAUCAACAUGCCUGAUGGACCGCAAAUCGUCUCGCCAACUAUGGACACAAUGCAGUUUCUCCCCGAGAACAGCACCAUCGGCGGAUUCGCCUUCGCUGCUGCCAACAUCUACGCCGGUGUGAUUCACCACGAUGACAAACCGGGAAAGACCCCCGCGGCACCCAAGCCCCACUCACCCGCCGCCUACCCCGGAGGGGGGUUCCCUGAACUGUCUAGGCAGGACAGCCGAGGCUUCACCAACCCCAUGUACCAGGUCUCGCAGGAGGAGUUAGAGCAGUCGCAGAACGGCAACACCAGGAACUCCUCCACCCGUGGCAAAUCACGGAGGAGCCCCCCGGCAGAGGAGGAGAACAAGAGCGAUGAAGAGGUCUUAGACGAUUGCUUAGUGCCGAGAGGAACCCAGGUGGGACAAAUCAACGAUACCUUGAUGAAGAUGUCAAAUCUUGACCAGGUUCUCCAGGCUGAGACUGAGCCUGACAAGGAAGUCACUUUGUCUUCCUAUCUUCCAAUAUCAGAAGACACAGAGGAAACGCCCUUUUAAAGGGCUUCAGCCAUCAG